Toxotes jaculatrix (banded archerfish) is the source of this 1871-nucleotide messenger RNA. RefSeq names its product ribosome biogenesis regulator 1 homolog (gene rrs1). The coding region runs from base 24 to 1064 and encodes 346 amino acids. NCBI's taxonomy places the organism in Eukaryota, Metazoa, Chordata, Actinopteri, Toxotidae. The record is from RefSeq and is a predicted model, not a curated record. Gene Ontology annotation, molecular function: protein binding. Gene Ontology annotation, cellular component: nucleolus; nucleus; preribosome, large subunit precursor. The transcript has a single exon. Gene Ontology annotation, biological process: ribosomal large subunit export from nucleus; ribosome biogenesis; endonucleolytic cleavage in ITS1 to separate SSU-rRNA from 5.8S rRNA and LSU-rRNA from tricistronic rRNA transcript (SSU-rRNA, 5.8S rRNA, LSU-rRNA).
GGGAGUGAACAGCACUUACCAACAUGGCUGCGUGCAGUGUGGAAGAGCUGUUGGCGAAAGCCGAGCAAGACGAGGCAGAAAAACUGAGAAGCAUCUCCGUCAUCAAAGAGCUGGACCUGGAGUUUGACGUCGGUAACCUGCUGGCGUGCGACAAAAACCGCACCGAGUCCCGGGACUUCAGGGGUCAGAAGAAAGAGGACUUCCUUCGGUCUUUAGCUCGUGACAACACACAGCUCCUCAUCAACGAGCUCUGGAAACAGCCCACGGAGAGGGUCGAGGAGGCGAUAGUGGCCAAAUUACCGGACCCGACGACCCCGCUGCCCAGAGAGAAGCCGCCUCCGAAGCCCAGACCUCCGACGAAAUGGGAGCAGUUCGCCAAACUGAAGGGCAUACAGAAGAAGAAGAAGACCAACUUGGUCUGGGAUGAAACUGCGAAGGAGUGGAGGAGACGCUGGGGCUACAAGAGGGCCAACGACGACACCAAGGAGUGGCUGAUUGAGGUGCCGGAGACCGCAGACCCAAAUGAGGACCAGUUCGCCAAACGCGUCAAAGCUAAGAAGGAGAGAGUGGCCAAGAACGAACUCAACAGGCUGAAGAACAUCGCCAGGGCGCAGAAGGUCAAAGUACCAGGUGUGGGACUGACCCCGAAAGCCCAGCAGUCCAAAGACGAGCUGGCCAAAGCCGUGAGCGUGGCCAGAACCUCCACGGCAUCCGUGGGGAGGUUUCAGGACCGGCUGCCUAAAGAGAAACCACCAAAGAACACGGGCAAGAAGAGGAAGUUUGAGCCCCUCAUCGGUGACUUUUCUAACGAGAAGCAGAAGCAGCUGGAGCUUCUGAAAAUCAUGGACAGCAAGAAGCCCAAGUUGGACAUCACCAAAGCCGUCAAUAAACAGAUGAGAGAGGAGGACAGGGAGGAGGCCGCAGCUAAAUACAGGAAGGGAGCAGGGAAGAAAGGACGCAAAGGCAGCAUGUCAGGAAAGGGCAAAGGGAAAGGUGGGAAAGGAAAAGGAGGUAAAGCAGGAGGAGGUGGAGGGAAGAAGAGAUCUAAACCCGGGAAGCACUGAGGACUCUCACCUCCCGUGUCCUUCUACAUCUGCUUGUGCCUUGGCAUCUGGACUGGACAUUCACGAUGCAAAAUGAAAUGACUGUUUGAUUCACCUGUGAAUGAUGGGUGUGAUGCUGUGACUGUCCAGGGUUUUUGUGGCUUUUCCCACUUUGUGUAAAUGAGUUUUAGUGUAAAUUGGUCCCAGUAUGUGUAAUAUUAAUGUAAAACACUCUGAUAAAUACACGUAAUUAAAAUCAGGCGAUUGUGUUUCCUUUCCCGUUUAGGUGAAUGCAAAAAAACAACAAACAAACAACAAAACCUCUUUUCCUGUUAGGAAGACUAAUAGCAUAUUGUUGCUUAUUGUGUCCUUAUGCAUGCGAUUACACAACUGACAGAAAAUGAAUUAACUACUGAUGAGUGUAACAGAACUUCAAUACAACAUUUUAACAAUAAGCAAAAGAAAAUAAAUUCACUGAAGUUGCUGUGACAUACUUAGUGAGUAUUAUGUUGCAGUGAUUCUCAGAGAAAGGUUCAGAAACAUGCUGAGUAUUGUUUAUAUGAAACAACUGUCUCAUGUUACAUGUUUUCAUCAUCACCCAACCCUGCUGUAAAAGAUCUUUACAUUUGUAUUUCCGAUAAUCGGGUUGCCUAAAUUGAACAACAAUACCGAACAGGUGACACAGGCACGUCAGCAACAGGUUAAAAUGUAAAAUCUGUGCAAAUAUUCAAUGUAAACAUGGGGUGAGCAAUAUAUUUUGGUUGUAUCGCACAUGUUUUCUUAAUAACUGCCCUAAAUUGCCUCAACAGAUAAACGCUUGAACUCUGA